AUGCGUUUCCUUGGUUUCCCUACCGCUGUCCUGGCCUUGGCCAGCGUAGUCGAGUCUGCUGCCCUUCAACGCCGUGAUGUUAUCCAAGAUCUACAGGAUCAAGCGAUUGCGGCAUUGAAGGAGGCGGAGACCAACGGUAGCCUUGAAAGGAGAUCGAGUUGCUCUGUCUUCAAUGCACCCGUCAGGAGGAAUUGGGACCAUUUGAGCAAGAAAGAGCGCAGAGAAUACAUCAGCGCUGUAAAGUGCUUACAGUCCCUGCCUUCCAAGUCCGACCCAUCAUUGGUUCCAGGCGCCAAAACGCGAUUUGAUGACUUUGUCGGACAGCACAUCAACCAGACGCGAUCCAUCCACGGCACUGGAAACUUCUUGACCUGGCAUAGGUAUUUCACUUUUGCCUAUGAGAAGACUUUGAGGCAAGAGUGUGGCUACACUGGCUAUCAGCCUUACUGGAACUGGUUCAGUUACCAGGAUGACGUUACAAAGUCUCCUGUUUUUGACGGAUCCGAUACAAGUUUGGGUGGCGAUGGCUCCUUUGUCGCGCACAACGGAAGUGUAGGUGGCGGCGGAACCAUUUUCCUCCCUUCAGGCAACGGUGGAGGUUGCAUCAAGAGCGGGCCAUUCAAAAAUGUCCAAAUCAACCUCGGUCCUGUGAGCCCGGCCAUGGCCGGAGAAUCCAAGGUCGCACAGCCACUCGCCUUCAACCCUCGCUGCGCAAAGCGAGACAUCACGUCGUAUGCAGCGAAGACCUGGCUCACCAACGAGAAUCUGCUCAACGUCACAAUCGGUGCUGCAUCAAAGAACAUUGGUACUUUCCAGGAUGAACUUCAAGGUCGCUUCGGUGAUGGUUUCUUGGGCCUGCACGCUUCUGGACACUACACCAUGGGUGGAGACGGUGGAGACUUUUACAGCAGUCCCAACGACCCUGUCUUCUAUCUGCACCACGCCAUGGUGGACCGUGUGUGGUGGAUCUGGCAAGCUCUACACCUUGACCAAGCCAACACUAUCGCGGGCAAUGUCGCUGCAUUCCAACCUAACAGUGCAAAGACUACCCUCAAGGACAUUGUCCAGAUGAACUGGCUGAACAUAGAGCCCAAGAUGAUUGAGGAGCUCCUGGACACACCAUCGGCUGUACAACCUCUAUCGAUUUCAAUGUCACAAUACAUUUUUGGAAAAAAACACAAUGCAAUGACGACUUCUAUUUCCAUCAUCGGUGCAGGCAUUGCAGGCUUGACGCUGGGCCGCAGUCUCCUACGACGUGGUAUUCCAGCGAUCUUAUACGAAAAAGCAGCUUUGAAGCCUAGAUUCAACUAUGGCAUCACUUUGCAUGCGACAGCUUACAAACCACUUCUCAAACUUCUCGACAUUGAUGAGGAUGCGUUCAAGAGACGGGUAGCUGUCGACGCAGACAACGAUGGCUAUGGGAAGAUUGGCUCAAGUGUAGAGCUUCCAAGUCAUGACGGCUUGUACGACACUCAUUCUUCUUUCCGCGCCAACAAAAACAAGCUUGAGCAGUUGUUGCGUGAGGGACUCGAUAUCCGGUGGGAACAUUCACUCGAGAGCAUAGAACCUGCUUCGAAAGGUACUAAGCUGCAGUUUCAGAAUGGGGAGACAAAUGCAGCAAACAUCGUUAUCGCAGCGGAUGGCGUGCAUUCGAGUACUCGGAAGCUCUUGUUGCCAUCUGCACAGCUUAGUGUCAUGCCAUAUACCGUCUUCAAUGGGAAGAGGAAACUCGAUCGCGAGACAUUCGACAAACUGUACGCGCCUGCCAUGAGGGAAGCAAAUGUCAUUGAAGCGAAACACGAUGACGUGGUGCUCAACAUUAGCGUCAACGAGAAGAAAGCUGAGGAAGUCAGUAUCAGCUGGAUAUACUCACGCGGAGUACGCAGUGGCUCAGAUCCACUCCACCAGCCGAACCGAUCCAAGGAAGACGCCAAAAAGAUUCCCGAGCAACUGUUCGAAGAAGCCCGGACUCUCAAUGGUCUCCAGCCCCCUUUCUCAGAAGUUUUCGAUGCGCAGAAGAUGCGCAGUGACAGGAUCCUUCAUUGGCUCAUGCGAACCCUACUUCCCCCGCUCUCAGACAUCCAGAGGCUAUCCGAAGACACUGGGGUGUGCUUCAUAGGUGAAGCUGUUCAUGCGGAACCGAUUGUCGGGGGCAACGGCGCCAACGCAGCCAUUCUCGAUGCGCUCUUGCUCGCGGAGCAGAUUGCUAAUGGCGAUCGGGCGGGCAUCUCGAAUUGGUACAAGGAAAUGUACCCGGUGUGGACGAAAGGAGUGGAGCGGAGCCGAGAGAGUAUUGCCAAUAUGCAUCGGCCGGUGAAGUCGGUUUCUGGUAAUCUCUAA
Molecule: messenger RNA, 2340 nt
Organism: Bipolaris victoriae FI3
Lineage: Eukaryota; Fungi; Ascomycota; Dothideomycetes; Pleosporales; Pleosporaceae
Exons: 4
Coding region: 1-2340 (779 amino acids)
Molecular function (GO): oxidoreductase activity; FAD binding
Source: RefSeq, a predicted model, not a curated record